AUGCUUGGCGCUAGCCGCCGAAUUAACGGGGUGGGGUCAGCAGGGGCCGAGGCCGACCCCGAACUUUUACCAAUCGUGACUACAACAGCAAUACUACUUUUCAGUUCUAAAAUUGCUACGCAACCCCAUUUCCCUUGGAUAUCGUACUGUUUUCGUGUCAUUUACCAUUUCCUCUUCAAAUUAGGUACCCGUAUAACUGCCCUCAUGGAAUCGCCAAACCUGGCUCGAAGAGACCGAUCCCAUGCCUGCGGCCCAUGUUAUCGGCGCAAGGUAGCAUGCGACCGUGCUGGUCCAGUCUGUGGGAGCUGUAGUAGAAGAAGAAAGCCAAGAGAUACCUGCGAGUAUGAUUCGGUGGCUCGCCUUUCCUCAACAUCCAGACUUCGGCGCCGUGAAAAGUCGGCACCGAGUCUCAACUCGGAUUCUUCAACAAGCAUCGAACCCCGGCCGUGCCGCUCCUUCCAUCUUCCAGACAGCUUAUUACGACAGUAUGAUAGUCAUUCUGAUCCAAUCGAUUCUAGCGACACGCCCUCGUGCGGCUAUCUCGGUUUCACUUCUUUUCUCGCCAUAUAUGAGGAAACUUGCGAUGCUCUUUCUCCCCACCAGCCUCAGCUUGACUUCGGCUCAUCUAAGCGCGAUCAGCCUGUGAAAGAUAGUGAACCUAAGACACCCAACCUCUCAGAUGCAUCACUGCAAGCGGGUCUCGAUGUGCUUCAGUGUAUUCCACGGCGGCAAGAGGCAGUGGCCCUCCUAGACUACCAUUUCAAUGCCUACGAUGCUUGGAUCCAUCCUCUCGCGCGACUCAUGCUCGAUUCUUUGUACGACACAUUCGGCCACAUCUUCGAACCACCUGAGUGUAGUAAAGAUCUCUUGACAGGUUUGGCAUUGGUAUUGGGUAAAAACACUUCCAAAGUCUUCUGCGAAGAUGAACCAGAUAGCCGACGCUGGAUCAGUCAGUUUGUGGGUGCAAACAUUCGCUGGGAAACUCUGGGGGUACUUUUCACCUACUGGGAGUUUGGUGCGCGCAGUAUCAAUACGCGGAGUGGCACUAGCGACAUCCAGAAAACAAGUUUGAAACCUGCUGCAGUUUUCAGGAAGUCGAUCGAGAGCUGUUUAUCUCUUGCUAGGGCAGGAACGAAGACGGGUAACACUAUGCUGGUGUAUAUCUACUAUAAACGAGGGAUCAUUGACUCUGUCAUUUCUGGUGAUGCCAGUCUGUCAUACUGGCAGAAUCAUGCCGAAACAGUUGCAAUUCUGUCAUUUCUUGGGCUACACAUUGCUACCUUGAGCCCGGAACAACCUUACAAACCAACCCUCUCAUCUGAAAUACGGAGGAGAAUCUUCUGCCAUGUAUUUAUCUCCGACAAGGGAGCAUCUUCUUUUACUGGACGACCGCCUCUCUUAUCUGGAAAAUACACGUCAACACCUCUACCACUCGACUUGCGGGGCGAAUAUCUCCUUUCGGAUGAGGCCAUGCUUGCAAGAGAAGUUGCAACGCUCGAUGAGCAAGGCUGGAGCAAAAGCAACAACGUCAAUUCUAUAAGCAGUCUUCGAGCUCGUUUCUGCUUCUCAGUCAUUUGUGACGAGAUAUUUGAGAUUGCUCUGGCUGUUAGAAAGGUUACGCCACAGCAAACCAUACUUGAUUUAAAGACACGUCAAAUCGAAAUACAUAGUAGACUCCCACUCCGAUUACAUUUCGAUCUUGAAGACAUCAGAGACCCAACAUACAUUCCGAGACCCUGUACAUAA
This is a messenger RNA of Colletotrichum truncatum, 1746 nucleotides long. The record is from RefSeq and is a predicted model, not a curated record. Lineage: Eukaryota; Fungi; Ascomycota; Sordariomycetes; Glomerellales; Glomerellaceae.